Messenger RNA from Panonychus citri (citrus red mite), 1920 nucleotides. RefSeq lists its product as uncharacterized. The transcript is spliced from 2 exons. NCBI's taxonomy places the organism in Eukaryota, Metazoa, Arthropoda, Arachnida, Trombidiformes, Tetranychidae. The coding region runs from base 382 to 1215 and encodes 277 amino acids. The record is from RefSeq and is a predicted model, not a curated record.
UUUGUUGGACAAUUUAAAUUGAUAUUUAAUUGUUUUCACUACUUUUCAUUUAUUUAAAUUGUCGUUACCCUUUGUCAGUUGAUUAGCUUUGUACAAUUAACUACAUGGUGAAUGUCGAUCAUGGACAAAUUGGUUAAUCUUUGUGAGCUCAGAAAGUGAGGAUAAGAUCAAUUCAUAACGUUCCAUAUUUGGAGGUGAUCUCUUUCUCUUUUUUUCUCAUUCUCUUUUUCUGUUGCUGCUCUUUCAAGACUCUACCAUAUUUGUUGUCUGUUUAUGUCUUUUCUGGUUGAGGUGAUUUAAAGGAGGAGGAAGAAGAACUAUUAUUGGCCAAUAUUUAAUUUUAUUAGAUAAUAGUAAUUGGAUAAAAACAUUUUAUUUAAGAUGGAGGUUGAUGAAGAAUUACCUUCUGCAGAUAAUAGCCGGUGCAAUAGUCGUGCAAGUAGUAGUGGAGGUCGUUUUGCUCCAUCACCUUUAGGUCUUACUCGAACAGUGCAAGGAAUGGUUCUUAAUCGUGGUCUUGGUUUACGUUCACAUACGGGAGAAUUUGCUGUUCCAGCUCCACCAGGUUCAUCAGCAACCCUUCCUCAUCCAUCUAAAUUAAUGCUCUCUGGUCGUCGAAGUAGUUCUGGUAUUUUUCUUUCCAAUAUGUUUAGUUCUAGAUUUCGACAUUUACAAAAAUUACACACCGAUGCUUUCUUACUUGGUUUAAAUGGAGUCGCUUAUCCAGGUUUACCAAAAGGUACAAUGUUUCGUUCAAGUCUACCUGCUACUCCUGUAUCAACGCCAAUCCUACGAGAAGGAUUUCAACAUUUUACUGAACAAGCACUCAAAGAAAGACUUUGUAAAACACCAUCUCCAAGAAAGAAUCGGGGUUUUUCACCAAGCUCAUCCCACUCUAGCCAUCAUCAACAACAACAACAACACCAUCAUCAUCCACAUCAAAAUUACCUUUCAGCUCACCAUUACCACCAGUCACCUUCUUCUUCCUCUAAAGUAUCAACAGAACAAUUAAAUUAUCUAGAUGAUCAUCAUGAUACUGAUGAUUCUUAUUCUAGUGAUCAUCAAAUGGAUACAACUAGUCCAGUGCCUCCAACCUCCGUUAUGGAUGAUCCAUUGAUCGAAGGUGGUUCAGAUUUAAGUGAAUCAGAAAGUAUCUCUUUGCCAUCGAUUUCAAAACGAGCUACCAAACCCACCACCAAAGAUCAGAAUUCUUAAUAUUCUGUAUAUACAAAACAUUUGAAAAUGGACGAUAAUAUGUCAUAACGAAACUACCGAUAACUAAUCACUGAUAUUCUUUACAAAGUGGAGGAUUAAUUGAUUGUUUCCCUUUCUUUUUCUAGUUUGCACUGAACUUCAAUGUUACAAUUUCUUUUUAAACUCUAUCUUUUUCUCCUGGUCAUUGAUGAAACUACCGAUUGGCUUCUUUUUCUUCUUCUUUUUUCUUCUAUCCUGUUAUAUUUAUUCACUUUUUCAUUGAGAAAUUAUGGAAAAGAUGAAAAUGGUUAAAUAUUACAUUCGAUCAUCACCAAUUUAUAUGUUUGGUGAUUAUAAGUUAAUUGAUUAAUUGACUCUGUUAAAUUGGACUAACAUUGAAAAGGUUACUCAAAAUGGGAAACUGUCCAAAUCUAUUAGCUGGAAAUUUUGAUUCUGUGAAUAUUUUUUAUAUAUGAUUACAUUGCAUGGAUUAUUUAAUUGAUUAAUCUGUUAGCCUUGCAAUUUAAAGCUAAUAAGUUCUUAAUCAUUUCAAUCAACAUCUUCACAGACUCAACCUUUCUCUCUGCAAUCCAAUAUAUAUAUUCACAAAUGCAAUCAAUUCUAUUGCUGUUUAAUAUAAAUAAUAUGAUUUAAAUGCUCGAAGUUGAUUUAAUUGAACUUUGAUUGUUGAAUAGCUUAAAUUAAAAUUCAAUUGAUAAAAAAAUA